UUCCAUCGAUCCUUACUUUCCCAGUGGUUAUCUCGCCGGAAAAAUUGGGUAUACACUUCAUACAGACUUAGAUCGAUCUCGGACACUUUCACAUCCAUGUUAGGCAAUUCGUUUUCCCCACAAGUCUCGCGAACUUGGGCCAGACUCGGAUGAUGUAAAGCAAUUAAGGAUCGCCUAAGUGCUACCAUUUGGCAAUAUAAAUACGACGAGAGUCCUCAUCAAUCAGUCUCUUCAUCCCAUCAACCAACAGCUUCAGUCUCCAACAGUCUUCAAGUCAACAUCAUCAAAAUGGUUUCCUUCACCUCCCUCCUCGCCGCCGUCUCGGCUGUCACUGGUGUCAUGGCCCUUCCCUCCGCUCAGCCCGUUGACGGCAUGAGCGUUGUCGAGCGUGACCCUCCCACAAACGUCCUCGACAAGCGCACUCAGCCCACUACUGGCACAAGCGGUGGUUACUACUUCUCUUUCUGGACUGAUACACCCAACUCUGUCACCUACACCAACGGCAACGGUGGCCAGUUCAGCAUGCAGUGGAGCGGCAACGGCAACCACGUCGGUGGAAAGGGUUGGAUGCCUGGUACUUCUCGCACCAUCAAGUACUCUGGUUCUUACAACCCCAACGGCAACAGCUACCUCGCCGUUUACGGUUGGACCCGCAACCCUCUCAUUGAGUACUACAUCGUUGAGAACUUCGGCACUUACAACCCCUCUUCCGGUGGCCAGAAGAAGGGUGAGGUCAAUGUUGACGGAUCUGUCUACGAUAUCUACGUCAGCACCCGUGUCAACGCCCCCUCCAUUGACGGUAACAAGACCUUUCAGCAGUACUGGUCUGUCCGACGCAACAAGCGUUCCAGCGGAUCCGUCAACACCGGUGCUCAUUUCCAGGCCUGGAAGAACGUCGGCCUCAACCUUGGUACCCACGACUAUCAGAUCCUUGCUGUUGAGGGUUACUACAGCUCUGGCUCUGCCAGCAUGACUGUGUCCCAGUAAAGAGGCAUUAUGACAAGAAGUUCUGGGGGCCAUGAUGAUAUGGUAGUCUCUUGAAGAUAGCCAUUCUCUGUAUCUUCGGAAGCUUCAGAUGGGAUUACGUGUUUACGAGUCCGGACUUGUGACUGGACUUCACUCAGGACCGGUCUUUACUUCAUUGUACAUAGCUUAGCACCUAACUGAACAUACAACGAUA
This is a messenger RNA of Fusarium oxysporum Fo47, 1180 nucleotides long. Its product is annotated as glycosyl hydrolases family 11-domain-containing protein. The record is from RefSeq and is a predicted model, not a curated record. Gene Ontology annotation, molecular function: hydrolase activity, hydrolyzing O-glycosyl compounds. The transcript is spliced from 2 exons. Gene Ontology annotation, biological process: xylan catabolic process. Bases 289 to 987 code for a protein of 232 amino acids. Lineage: Eukaryota; Fungi; Ascomycota; Sordariomycetes; Hypocreales; Nectriaceae.